UUGAGCCCGAAUCUGUAGCUGCUGUUUAUAGUUUUUAUUUUCAUUUAGAAAUACAUAACUUAAGGAGCCAGUUUUUAAACGCUGAUCACUCUAAGAGCGCAGCAAACAACAACAAAACGCUUGUGGCUUUGGGUCUGCACUACUUUCUUUUCUUUUUCGUUUCCACCUGCAACACUUCCCCCACUCCCGCUUCCCUCACUUUAUUUGGCUCUGAAGAAACCCCAAAAAUGUCGGAUCUCUUUACCACUUUUGGCAGUAACGGCGACACUGAGCACUACCAGAACCAACACUACCACAACACCACCUCCGGCGGCGGGCAUCACGACCUUCCCAUGGCCUCGCCCUCCCAGCACAGUCCGAUGACGAACAACAGCAACUCAUCCUCUCAGAACGGCGGCCCGGUGGCUGCAGGUUCGCUCUCCGGUGGUGGGAAGUCAUCCAAUCAUAAUACAACCUCGGGCGGUUCGGAAAACACACCUAUGCUUACCAAGCCACGUCUUACUGAACUUGUCCGGGAAGUGGACACCACCACGCAGUUGGACGAAGAUGUGGAAGAGUUGCUGCUUCAGAUCAUUGACGACUUUGUGGAAGACACUGUCAAGUCAACCAGCGCCUUUGCGAAGCACAGAAAGUCUAACAAGAUUGAGGUGCGCGACGUGCAACUUCACUUUGAGCGGAAGUACAACAUGUGGAUCCCCGGAUUCGGCACGGACGAACUGCGUCCUUAUAAGCGGGCUGCCGUCACGGAAGCCCACAAACAGCGCCUGGCUCUCAUCCGGAAAACGAUCAAAAAGUACUAAAGAAUCCCCCAGGCACCAGGUUCGCGAAUCUACGUUUUAUGUUGGAGGCCGUUUUUACCACAAACUAAUUUAAGCAGCAGACUGUAGACUAAAGAACAAAUUUAAACAGUUCUAUCGUAGUUCUAAAGAAACAAUUGUACAUCCUUGAUUUUACAUUCAACAACUGGAAGCUGUCACCAGAACAUGCUAUACCGUGAUCGCUAAUAAAUCAUUAUCACAAUUUGUAAUCACA
Molecule: messenger RNA, 1032 nt
Organism: Drosophila bipectinata
Lineage: Eukaryota; Metazoa; Arthropoda; Insecta; Diptera; Drosophilidae
Gene: Taf12
Product: TATA-box binding protein associated factor 12
Biological process (GO): RNA polymerase II preinitiation complex assembly; DNA-templated transcription initiation
Cellular component (GO): SAGA complex; transcription factor TFIID complex; SLIK (SAGA-like) complex
Molecular function (GO): protein heterodimerization activity; DNA binding; TBP-class protein binding
Source: RefSeq, a predicted model, not a curated record